UCUCACCUUUUUCACAAGUCGGUCGUUCUGCAAGCCACAGUUAAAAAUACCAUUUUUUUUGUUUUACUGAAAGAAAUAAUAAAAGCACUCAAAGUCAAGAUCAAUUUAAGGUUGACGGCUUCAAAUAUUAGCCAUUUUUUGCUCAUAAUUUUUAACCAACACGCAAGGUGUUGGAGCGGUGAUUGUUGGGUGGUAGCUGCUCUAGCCUCAAUGGUGACUCAACCAAGACUGACAAUGCGAUCCAUUCCACAGGGUCAAUCGUUCCGCGCAGAGUGGUACACGGGCUGCUUCUGCUUUCGUUUCUGGCAAUUCGGCAACUGGGAGGAGGUCAUCAUCGACGAUCGACUUCCCGUUCGACCUGGUGGUCGUCCGCUCUUUAUUCACUCCUCCCGGCAUACGGAAUUUUGGCCAGCUCUUCUGGAAAAGGCAUAUGCAAAGUGCGUGGAAAGUGUUUCGUUGAUUCUCUAUCUGAAAAAAAAUAAUUUUAAUGUUUACCGAGAAUCUGGAAGAAUGGCCGAUCAGAUACUUGUACGUGGGGAUACAUUUUUUCUUUCAAAUAUGAUGAAACAAAUUCAUUUAUUAAUAAAAAACAAAGUCUUGAGACUAUUGAGAAAAAUUCACCAAAACCAGGUAAUUAUUGCAGCAAUGUCUACUUGGCAUUGUAAUUAA
Messenger RNA from Rodentolepis nana, 669 nucleotides. The record is from the annotation of a GenBank genome assembly. Lineage: Eukaryota; Metazoa; Platyhelminthes; Cestoda; Cyclophyllidea; Hymenolepididae.